Brachypodium distachyon (stiff brome) is the source of this 2163-nucleotide messenger RNA. Its product is annotated as sugar transport protein MST1. Gene Ontology annotation, cellular component: membrane. The transcript has 2 exons. The record is from RefSeq and is a predicted model, not a curated record. NCBI's taxonomy places the organism in Eukaryota, Viridiplantae, Streptophyta, Magnoliopsida, Poales, Poaceae. The coding region runs from base 439 to 1842 and encodes 467 amino acids. Gene Ontology annotation, biological process: monosaccharide transmembrane transport. Gene Ontology annotation, molecular function: monosaccharide transmembrane transporter activity.
GUUGUGAUCUUGUGCUCUGUUUCCGAGUUCUUCUCUUUUGCUUGCCGAGACACUUAUUAGCAAGGAAGAUCAUGCUUUAGAAGCAGCCUCCAUAUGUUGAAGAUUGGUUCACUCGCAUCCGGCCAAAAUCGAAUCGAACCAUGGAAGCUCUUUGUCCUGGUUGUUUUCCGGGAGAGAUCCAAUCGAUUUCUUAAUUGUGAGCCACACAUCAUGUUGAAACUCUGCCUCGUCUUGUGGCUACUUGGAACCUUCUCGUUGAUGGACAGGACAUUUUGUCCUGUUGGUAGAUAUUUGUUUUUCUACAGAGAUUUGCAGUCUAGAGAUGCAGUGUUUUAUACUACUGGGAUAUGUCAGUGGCAAACACCAAACAGAGACAUGUUUACAUUUCCAUGUGAUCUGACAACGACACGAUGUUGAACAUUGGUCUUCAGUUAUUCGAUGAUCAACUGGUUCAACGGUCAUGAGUUCUUCCCGGAGAUCGUGGAGAAGAUGCACAACGCGCAGCAGGACUCGUACUGCAUCUUCGACAGCCAGGUGCUGACCAUCUUCGUGUCCUCGCUCUACCUCGCCGGCGUGUUCGCCUGCCUCGUGGCCGGCCACGUCACCAGGAAGGUGGGCCGUCGGAACUCCAUGCUCAUCGGCGCCUCCUUCUUCCUCGCCGGCGCCAUCCUCAACUGCGCCGCCGUCAACAUCUACAUGCUCGUCGUCGGCCGCAUCCUCCUCGGCUUCGCCGUCGGCUUCACGAACCAGUCUGCGCCCGUGUACUUGGCGGAGAUAGCGCCGGCGCGGUGGCGGGGCGCGUUCACGAGCAUCUUCCACUUCUUCCUCAACGUGGGGAUGUUCAUGGCGGACCUGGUCAACUACCGCGCCAACACCAUCGCCAACUGGGGCUGGCGGCUUUCCCUCGGCGUCGGCAUCGUCCCUGCCGCCGUCAUCCUCGUAGGCGCCUUCUUCAUCCCGGACUCCCCCAACAGCCUGGUGCUGCGGGGGAAAGUGGACGAGGCCCGCGACUCGCUGCGGCGGAUCCGCGGACCGUCCGCGGACGUGGACGUCGAGCUCAAGGACAUCGUGCAGGCCGCCGAGGAGGACAGCCGGCACAAGACCGGCGCGUUCCGGCGCAUCGGGCGGCGCGAGUACCGGCCCCACCUGGUGAUGGCGGUGGGCAUCCCGGUUUUCUUCGAGCUGACGGGGAUGAUCGUGGUGACGCUCUUCACGCCGCUGCUCUUCUACACCGUGGGCUUCACGAGCCAGAAGGCCAUCCUGGGAUCCAUCAUCACGGACGUCGUCAGCCUGGCCUCCGUCACCGUGGCCGCGCUCUCCGUGGACCGCUACGGGCGGCGGUCGCUCUUCAUGCUGGGCGGGGGGAUCAUGCUGGUGUGCCUCGUGGGGAUGGCGUGGGUGUUCGGGGCGCAGCUGGGCACCAACGGGGAGAAGGCGAUGCCGAGGCCAUACGCGGUGGCCGUGGUGGCGCUGGUCUGCCUGUUUACGGCCGGGUUCGGCGUGUCGUGGGGGCCGCUCAAGUGGAUCAUCCCCAGCGAGAUCUUCCCGCUGGAGGUGAGGUCGGCGGGGCAGAGCAUGAGCGAGUCCAUCUCGCUCACGCUCACCUUCGUGCAGACGCAGUCUUUCCUCGCAAUGCUCUGCAGCUUCAAGUACGGGUCCUUCGCGUACAACGCCGGGUGGGUCGUCGUCAUGACGGCGUUCGUCAUCCUCUUCCUUCCGGAGACCAAGGGCGUGCCCAUUGAGGCCAUGGGCGCCGUCUGGGCACGUCAUUGGUACUGGAAAAGAUUCGUCAAGCCGGUGCCGGUGCCGGCGCCGGACAAACUGGCCGACGGGCCGGCUUGAAUUACUAUACGGCUUUGCCGCGGUGGUGCGUAUAACUGGGCUGAGGCCUUGAACGGAGGCCGGUAAUCGGAUUGUGUAGUCGAGUGGGUUGGAUUGAUUUGUCCAGAAACAGCACUAGCUUUUUGCUAUUGUACGUCGUCUCGGGCGGAAAAGUAGUGCUCUUUUUUCUGUGUAGCGUGAAUUGUGAAAGUUAUGGCCAUGCUCUCUAGAAUGUUUCUCUGUCUCGCCACUUAUGUAGUCACUCCAAUUCAUAAAAAGUGUCACUCAUUUUGUAUUAAAUUAGUACAAUUUUUGUACUAAAUGGAUGGCAUUAUUUAUGAA